AUACCAAUUUCGCAUUGGAUCCCUCGGAAAUUGCCAGACAAAAUCAAAUUACCCAACAGCUGUUGUCGACAUAUUUGCAGACACGUUUGGGCCUAGGUGUUGGCGUAACACAAAAAGUUCCAACAAUUGCUGAAAUUUUGCCCAAGGCCAUACUUACAACCACAACCAGCACAACGACAACCACAACAACAGCAAAACCCCGUUAUAGCAAAUCGCUAAAACGACCAAGGCCAAGAGGAUUUUCAGUGUCGUCGUCCUCCAAGCGAGGAGGUGGUUCCACAAAAACAAAUUAUCAACGUAAAACCUAUGGCAGCACCAGUCAAAGGAAAACUCCCAAUUCUUUGCAAGAAUUACUCAAAUACCGAGGUUAUAGCCGGCUACAGGCACAGAAACAAAAAGAACAACAGCAACAGCCAGAAGAUGACUACGAUGAAGAUGAUGUAGAAUCUGAAUCAGAGGAGGAAGAGGAGGAGGAUUCCCAGGCAGAUGCUGAAAAUGAUUACGGUGAUGGUGAACCUGAAGAUGAACCCGCCGCUGAUGAAGAAGACAAUACCAAUAACAAAACAUUAAAUUAUAAACGUCCUUCACGACAACGUUACGAUCCAUAUGACGAUCGCGAUGACUACGACGAAUAUCGUUCACAAUACACACGUCCCCGUUAUCGUUCACAGCAACUGCAACAACAACGUUAUCGUUACCCUCAUCAUCGCCACUACGACGAUGACAUUGACCAGGAUGGUCAGGAGGCAUUGCAGAGUGUUGAAUCGGAACAGCAUGAUCUCUUUGCUCGCGAUCCAAGUGAAAAUGAAAUUGACAGCGAUUGUCCACACUGUGUAGACGAUACGCAAUACAUGAACAAAUGGACGAUGCCGCUGUUGAAACUUGGCGAAAAGCGUUAUUAUCUUGGCAUCUUCUUCAAGGCAAAUUGGUUUAAGGCCACACAAUAUUGUCGUUACCAUGGCAUGCACUUGGCAAGCAUAUCAUCGCAGGAGGAGAACGAUAGACUGGAAAAACAUAUCAAAGAUUUUGGUUUGGGUAAUGAACACUUCUGGAUCUCCGGUACCGAUUUAGCUGAUGAGGGUAACUUCUUUUGGAUGUCGACGGGUCGACCGAUUACCUUCACAAAUUGGAAUGCUGGCGAACCGAAUAAUUUCCGUUAUGAAAACGGUGAAGAAGAAAAUUGCAUGGAAUUGUGGAAUCGUGAUGGCAAAGGUCUGAAGUGGAACGACUCACCCUGUAGUUUCGAAACCUAUUUCGUGUGUGAAGUACAACCUUGAGUA
Molecule: messenger RNA, 1280 nt
Organism: Musca vetustissima
Lineage: Eukaryota; Metazoa; Arthropoda; Insecta; Diptera; Muscidae
Product: ubiquitin carboxyl-terminal hydrolase 36-like
Exons: 4
Biological process (GO): biological process involved in interspecies interaction between organisms
Cellular component (GO): external side of plasma membrane
Molecular function (GO): carbohydrate binding
Source: RefSeq, a predicted model, not a curated record